UUUUUUUUUUUUUUUUUUGUGAAUUGCAGAAUUACUCCUAAUGACACCUCGAUCCGGAUCAGGAUCCGGAUCAGGAUCACCGCUCGGAGGCUGCUGCUGAUCUUCAUCAUCAUCUUUUGUUACCGCGAUAUGAUUUACAGCAGCUGCCGCGCGCACGCACACACGCGCAGGGAUCAUCAGAAUAAUUGAGAUUAAAAAUCAGACACAUGGACACAAACAGGCAGCUUCAGGGUUUGGGACAUUCACCUUACGUAACCUAGAAACGCAUCAGAGCCGCUCAUGUGUUUUUAUUGAACACGCACGCUGCUGCAGGUUUAGAUGAGGGCUCGUGUGCGGGGAUUUCAUUGGGCGAUGCGGUACCUGGAGGCUGUUAAUGCGGCUGUCGUGUUGUAAACAAAAAUAUGUCAGCGGGACCGGAGAGGGAGCCUCUCCGCCGGCUUCCCGCACCGUGAGGACGCAGCGAUGCUGCCCCAGCAGAGGGAGGACCCGUCUCCGUCCCGCCGACUCGGCCUGGCAUCCUUCCGCCGACUCCAGACACUGAAGCCCGGCCACGACUUCCCAUGAGGCCACCACCAGAACUCAGCUCGACCGCUCUGUAUGGGGCCUCUCACAUAUGAAUUGACAUGGAGGAUGAAGAUGGGACUUGUCUACUUGAUGUUUUGUGUGACCCCCAAGCCCUGAACGACUUCCUUCAUGGGACCAAUGAGCUGCAGACUGAAGACCUGCUCAUUAACUCCUCCUCUGGGGAGCCCUCCCUCUUCACAGAUGCCCCGAGCCCCGUCUCUCUGCUCGGAGAUGGCAGGGAUUCCCCAGACACGCCUCCACCUGGGUGUGUGGAUCUGUCCUUCCUGGAGGAGGCCCUCCUGUCAUCGCCGGAGGGCGGGGAAGACCCACAGGUGGUGCAGGGUGGGACGCCUGUGGAGGCCGGAUUCGAGGCGAAGAAGGGAGACGUGGAGGAGGCGGAGGAGGCAGAGGUGGCGUGUGAUAUCCUCCAGCAGAGCCUGCAGGAGGCUGAGAUCACGGAGCAAACCAUGGCUCUGGAGGCAGGUCUGGCCCAACCUGGAGACAGCCUGUCCCUGUACUCACCUGCCCCUCUCCUCUCUCCACCCACCGUACCAUUCGUACCCAAGUCUGUGACCUUGCCCGUCACCCCGACGUUGCCCAGAGACACCCAGGCAGCAGUGGAGCCUCCCCAGCCUUCCCUCCUGGCUGUCGGGCCGGGCUGCCCUUCUCUGAAACCUGCUGCCCCUCCUCAGCUGAUGGGGCUCCUGCCUGGAAAUGUGUUCCCUGCUGCUUCUCCAGAGACCUCCUUCUCUCUGAGUCCUGCCCAGGGAUCCAGUAUGAUCAUCCACAAGGCCGUCCCCAGUAUGACCAGUCGUCCUCUUAUCACCCCGACCCUGCGAGCAGCAGCAGCAGCGCCGGGCAUCGUCCUGCAGCGUGCCCCGCUUCCCAUCCAACCCAAGCUGCCCAUCAGCAUUCAGCCCAGACUGGUUCAAAUUAGCCCCAAGCCUUCUGGGCAAAAACACCCUCCAGGUCUAACGUUUGUCCCUGGGACUGCCUCACCAAAUAUUUUACUCUCCCAACCUCCGGGCCAAAAGCCUGCAGCUCCGCCACCGCAGCCCACCCAGCAGCUCCCCAAACCAGUCAGUCUGCAGCUGGUCAACCAGGGCGGCUCCUUUGUGCUUCAGCCUCAGGGACUCUUCCAAGGCCAAAACCAGUUCCUUCUUCCAGGCCAGUGCCCUGUUACGAUCUCCCAGCCCGCCAGUGCAGCUCGACCACUGCUGACCCCCAGUCACCAAGGCCCGUCCGUCCACAGCCUGACUCCCUCCGCUGGGCAGCUGGUGGACGGCUCUCAGAUCCUAACUGUGCCCCAAAGACAGCUGAACUUCAGCCCUGUCUUCACCACCCCUACAGGGCAGCUAGCGCUCCGCCAGGCCACUGUGCUUUCAGGACCUUUGCAGCUACAGUCAGCGCCCCAGACCGUCUUCCAGAUGCCAGCACAGCUGGCUGGAACCUACACUCCAGGAGGACAGGGGCAGCGUGCCACCCUGGUCCACAGUCCUGCUCUUGGAAACCACAUUACCUUGAUCAACAGUUCAGGGGUGCUUCCCCCAGAUCUCACUUCCAUCUCUAUUGUUAACGGACACUCUGUAGUUCAGGGGCUGCCUUUUGCUGCCCAGGCCCCGGCCCCUCAGACAGGAAUGACAGAGGGACAGCUGAGCCUGCAGCAGGCCUCCGUGGUUCUGCUGCCAGAAAGAACCAUUCAAGAGGAGAGGACGAGCUCGGAGGAGACCUUCCACCAACUACCACAGUCCUAUGGACACGUUCUCCAGCAUGUGUCGGUGCAGCCCACCUCUGCAGGGCUGCAGUCCUCCUCUCCUCCUGUAGUUACAGUCCUGCAGCCUCCUCCUCCUCCUCCUGAACCACCUUUGGCCCCCGAUCCGGCUGUGGAGAUCCCCAAACUACUGAUGCCCCCAGCAGACCUGACCCAAGUAGUGGAGGAGGUGACCCACUCGAUGAGUCAGAACGAGGCCUUUAUGCAACAUCUGCAACAGCAAGCACUUAGUUCUCCCAUCACAUCUGACCUGUUGGCCGGAGCGCUGCCGGUGGUGCCGAUGGAGUCGCUCGCCUCCCCGGUCCCGAAUGAGAGAGACACCCAACCGCAGACCCGUGCAGUCUCCGGACAGGACGCCUGCACUGUGAUGUCUGACCAGUGUGUCGAGGCUUCUCCGCUUCAGUCGGACCCAGAGGACACACCGCUGAUCUGCUCCUCGCCCCCCAUCCAGGACGCCGAGAGACCGGCUGCCACAAGUUUCUCCCCUCUGGCCGGGCCUCAGAUUUCUCUGCCUGGACCUGAGAGUUCAGUCCCCCAGAUCACAGCUCCUCAGCCUCGCAUCGAGCCCCAAGUUCAGUACCAGCUUCCUCAUCAGCUCCAGGUCUCACAGACCUUAUUCGCCCAGAUCCAGCCAUCUGUUCCUCAGCCUUUGCCCCAGGUCCAGGCCCCGGCUCCUCAGCUACAGGUCCAGUCGUCUGUUUCCCAGCCUCCGUCUUCGGUCAACACCUCGGUGCACAGGAGUCCCUCCCCUCUGCGUGUCAGCAUCUCGGUGCCUCAGCAGCAGCCUGAUCCUUCAGCUGCUGGUCUCUCCAAAGGAGGAGACGCCUCUGCUGUCCAACAGCACACACAACACAAGCCAACAGCUGCCUUGGUCGUGGAGGGUAAAGCGUUUACCCUCGAUGUCCAUCCACCCUCUCCUGCAGUCCAGGGUGUCCAAGUUCACGGACCCCCAGCUCCAGGAGAGAGUGCCCCGGUCCAGACGAGCCAGCAGACCGGCACCAAGCUGGCAGCAGAGCAGAGGGAGGAGAGGCUCACACCAGCAUUGCGCCGGCACAGGUUCCAGCAGCAGAUCUGUUUGGACCACGGAGCGGUCCAGACCCCCUUCACCGGCCCGGCCUUUUCCACGCUGAAGGACGCUGUUAGACGCCUGCUGCCGUACCACACCUGUGCUGGUCACCUGCCCACUCAGGAUGACUUUGAUUUAGUGGACCAGGAGUUUGACUCCGUGUCCGGUUUCCUGCUGAAACGCACCAAGGACAUGGUCAACAAAUACAGGCAGCUACUGGUUAAAGAAACCCAGCAGGAGAGUCCGUCAGCGGAGAUGGUGAUGCUGGAGCGUCUCUUCCUGCAGGCGGAGCGCUGUGCUUUGGCCGAGGACAGACGGAGAGUCCGCAGAGAUCCAGAGUCGUUCAUGAUGGCCCUGGCUACAUCAGCGUCUUCCCCGCACGGCGCCCACUCCUCCGCUCCCUCCCACCUGCACUCCUCUCGCAGCCCCUCCUCUCCACCAGCCUGGACCAGACUGUCUGACCGGCCCCCGGGACUGAAGACGUACCGCUCCAGCUCCCGCGGGGCUCUCAGGCUCACCAUCAAGCAGGAGUCCGGCUCCCGUAAGGUGGUUCACAACUCCGCCUGCGAUCCGGGACUCAAGAGGGACCACAUGGGGCAGCUGACCAACGGCAGCAGCGGAGCUGUGAACGAACCACGCCACUCUCAGGCAGCCAACGGAGCACCCCAGCGUCCUCAGCAUGACGAGGAGAUCUCCAACGGAGCUCUGCCUUGUAACACCGCAGAGGAAGUCUCACAGACAGCGCCCAGUUCCAAAAUAAAAGCCCCAAAUCCUCUUUCUAUGCCAGAGCCACAGGCUGGUUGCUUCGAGUUGCCUCCCAGAGAUGUCAGUGCCCCGAAACUGAAAUGCUACAGGUUGGAUGCGUCUCCUCGGCCGGAGCAGCGGUUCAGCCCGCCUCCUCCUCCUCCUCCUCCUCCUCCCCUUCAAGAGGACAACAUGCUCAGUGAACAUCUACAGAGUGCCAUCGACAGCAUCCUGGAGCUUCAGCGCCUGCAGGGCCCCUCUGCAGCCCCGACCAGGGCCACGUCAGGCCCGUCACUGGACCAGGCUGUCACCAGCAUCCUGGAAGGACACCUGUGAGGUAACCUCACCUGUCUGACGUGGGAUGAAACAAAGAAAGGUGACUUCUUCUCUGCUCCCAGAGCUAACCGAGAUUUAGUCUCUGGAGUUUCAGAGAUUUCUUUUUAAGGGACCGAUUGUUUGAAAGAAGGAGGAGGAAAAAAAGAAGAGGCACUAUAAAGAGAUGCAUACCAGACAACAGCACUAUCUAUAGUCCGAUAGAUGUUAGAUACUUCAUUUCGAUGUACGUUUGUGGAAAAAAAAAAUCUAUUUGAAUAGGAGCUAUAUUGUUUCAGUGGUAGUUAAGUCAUUCAGAGGUUUACGACACUGGUGUAACCUUCAUCAGCAUAUAGUAUAUAAGUAAUAGUGAGGAUAACGAAAACGUGGAGUAGACUGAGAUUAUUCAAUAGUUUUUUAUAAGAUUUCUUUCACAGAUGUGAAGUUUCUUUUGCAUAGUGCCAAGCUUCCAGGGUAUUUAUUUUGAUAAUCUGUGCCAAUUGUGUUUUCAGAUGAGUUGCAUCGAGAAAGGCAGCGAGUGUGUGUGUGUGUGUGUGUGUGUGUGUGUGUGAGACGAGUGUGUUCAUUUGGGAAUAGUUUGUGUGGAUCUAAAAGAAAGAGAAAGUGUGUGUGUGUGUGUGAAAACAUUGCAUCCUGCGACGGGGACCGUGCAUACAAAACAAAAUACAAAAGAACCCUGCAGGCUCCAUCAUCUCGGCUUAUCGAAUGAAACUCCAAAGAAUUUGUGACUUGCUACAUCCUGAAUACACCAGCAAACGUCCAUGUUGUGUCUCUUCCCACAAACUGGAGUCCGUCCUCGUUUAAAGCAAAGAAAGAAAGAAAACACGAAACAGAAAUUAGGCGUGCGUUUGUUUGUUUUAUUAGGUUUGGACCCUUGUUGUCGUUCAUGCUGGAGUCUGACUGUGAAAUAUUUGUAGAAUGGUCUCUCAUAUUUAAUGUAUUAACAUGCAAGCAAUAAUGAGUUAGGGUUGUUAGGAGCAGUGGUGGUGCAGCGAGGAGGAGGAGGGAGAUCUUUGCCCGUCAUCGGAUGAAAACCAAGAUUGUUUUUCAGGAAGGAGAGAUGCUUAUUUCGUCAUCUGAGCCCGUGUCGUUCUGAAAUGAUGUUUGAGGGUCACGUAACGGCGUAAAUGAUCCAGUUUGAGAAAGAAAAACACCAAAACCGCGGCUGUUUCCCACAACACACUGUACAGAACUUGAGCCUCUCUGCAUCAUCAAACAGCCUUUGACCAAAAAAACUAGAAGAAUCGUCCGCUUCGCAUCUUCACAACUCUUUUAUUUAUGUAUUUAUUUAUUUAUUAAGUUAUUGGUUCAAAGCCCGCCGUGCUAAGCCAGCUUAGAAGAUUUAUUCUCACGCAGCCAUCGUGGAGCAAUAUGAUUUUUUUCUUGCAACAUCUUUACGUUAAUGUGACAAUCUUAUCGGUCUGUGUGAAAAAUGUGAAAACACAUGAGAGAGUAGAUGUCAUUCGUUUCAUCGGUUGUUCGACUCUCGCUCAUGAAACUUGUGCAAAAUAUUCUUUGUAGAUGGAUUUUACCGUGAAGGUUUAAAAAAAAAAAAAAAAAAGUCAAAGCUGCAAAAUGUUCUCUGAUUUUCUUGUAAUAUAAAUUGAAAACGUGCUUCAAAGAUUUUAGCUCUUGAAGAAUUGGAAACGUUUAGAAUAUGCCUUAUUGUUAAUUCAGUGUACCUUUAAGGAAUCUACAGAGAAAAGAUAAUUAAUGUGAUGUUUUAAAUACCGCUCUGUUCUGAAAUGUGAAAGUAACCUGUGCUUCAAAAAGAAAAAGAAAAAACAUCUUCCAGAGAUUUGGGGCUAAAUCAAACAGGCCUUCUCAUUUCUUGAAAUGAUUGUCAUUUUUUUUUUUUGGGAAAUAUGUCUGUAAAAGUGUCUUUUUGUUGGAAUGAACAAAAAGGAGUUAUAAUAUGCAGUAAUGUAGUGUUGAAAUCUGCAGUAGUCUGGGCGGACACACACUGAAGGAUUCGCCGCUCUCGUACAGCCAGGCUGGCUCUGUUACAAAGUCUGUUUCAGCACUUCUAAAGCUCACUGAUGAACACAACAUUUAAAAUCUGUGACACAGGAUUAUAUCAGUAACUAUUUAUUGGUGAAAGAAGCAGUAUGGUGUCGGGUGAUGGUUUGUAUCAGCUCGUUCUGCCGUGAUAUUACUGUUCUGGUUCACUCUCAUGUCAUUCUCAGUGAAAAAGGUCUUUAAGAAUACACCGUACACCGUCAGCUCAGCACCAAACAGCAGACAGGAGUUGGUGGAGACCAAAAAUGAGAGUGAAUGUUGGAUUUAUAUUCAUCAGUUUGACACAAACACGACUACAAAUGAAUGUUUUAUAACAAGUUCACCAGAUCAACCAUUAAUAAGGGUUAAUAAUAUGUUACAGCUGUGGUUAUAACUUGUUUCUGCUGCCACCAAGUGGCCAAAAAGGGUUACUGCAGGUUAAAAAUGUAAACGUUUGCCAGCACUUCAGUUUUUAUUUCUUUAACAAAAGGAGUUGUAACGUGUUCGUUAGUGAGCUGGUUGGUGGAUUGGCAGUAAUGUUACAGUCAAGACACGAGAGCGGUGUCAACUUUUGUCUUAACCAUCAGCAAAGCUGAGAACGCGAGUCAGCACGUUUCCCACAAUGUGAAUUUCUUCAACAGAGUUUGAAGACGUGAAGUCUUCGGUGUGUCUCCGCCCUCAGAGGUUUCACUGUAAUGCAGUAAAGAUGUCAGAGUGUCUUUCAUGAACAGGAUUGCACUCCUCGUCACCGCUCAACUUCUUAAAAAAGGAGGACGCUCCACCAAAAAUGUCGCUCGUGUUGAUCUCCUCUUUAAUAUUUCAGAGGAGAAGAACUUCACGUCAUCUUUGGUGGAGUCCCCUUUGGAACGAAGCAGCCUCAUGUGCCAUUGUUACCGUUGCAUUCUGUCCGCAGUGUCAAACACUGACCGUGCUUCGUUCUGUCAGCAUCUUAGGACAAAGUUUUACAUCUGCAUGUUGAGCCAUUUUGGUAUUUAUUUGUAAAUGUGUUCUCUUUUUUUUAUUUUUCUGACUGAACUGUGAAACCAGGGGAGCUCAUAACUCUACACGAAUUCAACUUCAGAUACAAAACAUUUGACUGACAGAUUGUUCUGAUGCCAAAAUCAAGAGGCCUUAAUUCAGCAAAACUAGAUUGUAAAAAAAAGUAAAGAAAGAAAAAAAAAAAGUCAUUCCUGACAGAAAAAAAAAAAAAUCCACCUGAAGACUCCUUUGACCUGAAAGUCACGAGUGAUUCAUAUAUGAAAUGUUAAGAAAAACGCUUUUCUACUCAUUUUUACAGACUAUUUAUUAAACUGUGAUUUUGUAAGAAAUAAAAACAAAAACAAAGUGUGUGAAGGUGUGUGUGUGAACAGACACAAACAUCAAUACAAACAUUACCUUUAUUUUAUAUCAUUCAUGAAUUAGGAAAACAAACAAAGAUUCAGGAUUUACAUCCAGGAAAAUAUCGACAGAGACGAAGCAGCUGUGAAGACAUUUAUCAGCCUUUGCAAAGGGGGCGUUUGGUUUCAAGGUUAAUACUCAGUCACAUUCGGAGUUGGCACCUUUUCUUCUUCUGUAGUUUGGGUUCUGUCAAAGACGUCGUAGUGAAACACUGUAAACUGAAACGAGCUCACGUCCCGACGCUGCGGCUCCGGGUCCGUGUCUGGGGAUUAAGAGGCACGUUAAAACACGAGCCAUGGAGGCGUCCCAAACAUCUGGAGACGCAGCGAGCGAAGCAUAAACAUCAGGAGCUUAAAAAUGAUCAACCGGCCAACUUCACUGUGGUUUAGUAUUCGUCUCCACCCGCCCCAAAGGCACCUUGGGACCAAACUCAUCUUUUCA
Molecule: messenger RNA, 8315 nt
Organism: Larimichthys crocea (large yellow croaker)
Lineage: Eukaryota; Metazoa; Chordata; Actinopteri; Sciaenidae
Product: BRD4-interacting chromatin-remodeling complex-associated protein
Exons: 14
Coding region: 624-4481 (1285 amino acids)
Biological process (GO): positive regulation of DNA-templated transcription
Cellular component (GO): SWI/SNF complex
Source: RefSeq, a predicted model, not a curated record